Messenger RNA from Plectropomus leopardus (leopard coralgrouper), 5730 nucleotides. The record is from RefSeq and is a predicted model, not a curated record. NCBI's taxonomy places the organism in Eukaryota, Metazoa, Chordata, Actinopteri, Perciformes, Serranidae.
ACAAAGACUCCUUAAUACAUCCGUGGUCAACGGCAGAAGCGAAGUUAACGAGCUUGUUUUGGUAAACAGAAAGUCGGUGGGAUCUGAAAUGAUGUUUUAAAUGGUGUCGCGGAUUUGUUUUUAAUUUAAACUAAGCCAUAAAAAACAACGACAACAUGCGGGCGUUUCUGCCUCGCUGUUUUCUCACUUAGCUCACUUACUUGGUCACAAUGCUAACUAGCUAGCUAAUGCUAACGUUAGCUUAGGCACACAUAACAUUUUAAUACAGCGUGGUGGAUAUUAUCCUCUUUAAUCUUCACGUCAAACGGCUCGUAAACAAGAGAUCGCAGAAAUUACCAGCAUUUCGGAUGGCGGUGGCUUCCGCCUCAAUGACGGAUAAGAUCAUAGUCCUUGAUGAUGAUGAUGAAGAGGAGAGUCCUCAACCCUCCUGUUCUGCCACCACCUCGCCCUCUCAGCAUCGAGCCAAAAAUGUCUUGUCACUCAGAGCUCAGCAGUCUGCCCCGACCCACAUUACCCAGUCACCUUUUGCCUCAGCGAAGAAGGAGAUGCACGUUCUGCAGGCAGAGAAUCAGAGGUUGUUCAUCGAGUUUGUGGCGCACUGCUCCCCUCUCACCCAGGACUGCCCCGAGGUCUUAACCUUCCUCAAAACCAAGCAUACCAAGGCCUGCCCUGACUAUCUCUCAUCCGUGGAGUUCAGGAACACCUUGGGACGCUGUUUGACUCAUGCUCAGGCCAACCGUUCCAAAACCUUUGUCUUCAUAAAUGAACUGUGCACUGCACUCAGGCAGCAUGCGGCCAAGAAGAGGCUGAGCCUCACCAAGGUUGAUCCUGGGUCUUCUACCUCAACAUCAAGCUCUUCCCAGUUUACCUCUGUUAUGGUCAAAGGAGAAGACAAGACUAAAGUUAAGACUGAUGACAAAGAGGAACGGGCGAAACCCACCGCGGAGGAUGAGCAACCUUCCACCUCAGGGCUGCAGGAGAGCAAUAAUGAGGAGGAACAGCAGGCAGAGAGGAAGGCAAAGAGGGCAUCCAGGAAACAGAUAGCGUACCUGGAGAACCUGUUAAAGGUGUACAACGACGAGAUCCGCCGCCUGCAGCAGGCCGAGCUGAGUUUAGACGACCUGGAAAAUGAGGAAUCUUUAUACAUCCAGGAACACAAGCUCAAACGCAAGAUGAUGAAGAUUUAUGAAAAGCUGUGUGAACUGAAGAGCUGCAACACACUAACAGGCCGAGUCAUCGAGCAGAGGAUCCGCUACAGUGGGACUCGUUAUCCUGAGAUCAACAGGAGGAUCGAGCGUUUCAUCAACAGCCCUGAAGCUCACAGGAACCCUCCGGAUUACCAAGACAUCCUCCAGCAGGUGCUGCGUGCCAGUGAGCGCCACAAUCUGGGCCUGAGUCGAAAUAGGCUGAACCAGAUCGCCAAGGAGGCUUUCAGGGAGACCGGGAGCAGCCUGCAGGAGAGACGUCACCUGGACCUCGUGUACAAUUUCGGCUCGUGGCUUACUGACCCCUACAAGCCUGCCACAGACCCGGCUCUGACAGACUCCUCACUGCUGAGGAAGCUUCGGUCGAACAGAGAAGUGGCUCUGUCCCGUCUGGAUGAGGUCAUCUCCAAAUUCUCCAUCGAACAAGAGGACAAUGAGGACCAGGAGAGGGCCAAACGGCUGGAGAGAGACAAGCAGAAAGAGGCCAACAAGUCAGAAAAUGAAGAGGAGAAAAAAAAGGUCAACGGGAUAGCAGAGGAAGAAGAAGAGGAGGAGGAGGAUGACGAUGAAGACGAUGAAUCAUCAGACCCGGACAUCGAGGAAGAGAUCCAGGCCAGCACUCAGCAGGAUGGACUAGACGAGGACGACAACGAGGAAGAUGACGGGAAUGAAGCGGAACCAGCAAGUGAUGAUGUCAACAAGGAGGACCAGCUGGAUCAGUUGUCAAGAAGCGUUUCCGCAGGGGAGGAAGAAAGCGGGAAAGAUGAGGACGAGGAGCCCGUCACAAGUGGAUUCAGUCCGCUCUCGAACGAAACCAAGUCCCAGAUCUCUCCGCUGUCUGACGUCCCCUCCCCUCGACAGAGCCCCAGCCAAUCAGAGCCCAUGCAGACUGAUGACCAGACAGCGUUGUCUAAUGGUAACCAUGCAGGAUUAGAGGAGCACGUGGAUUCCUCAAAUCAAGUUUCAGUCGUGCUGGUCAGCACCAGUAUAGUCACUGAGGACCUCACCACUCCGGCAGCAGCCAAUGGGGUGUCUCUGCCCCUGUCGCCAGUGGUCAUUAUAGAAAAUCUUGACACGCAUGCUACCACCGGCACGUCGCCGCCGCCCAGCAUCAGAGCCACGAGGAGUCAGAAGAGGAAGAGGGAGGACACUUCACCAGAGAAGUCCCGAAAUACAAAGCACAUCCUCAUCCAUGACAGUGAGGCUGACAUCCCUCUGGAUAUGGGUGUUUACAGCUGCAGUUCUCCGCAGCCCGUAGAGUCAACCCGAGCAGACACUCCAACCCAUGAAAUGGUCAGCAGCUCGCACUCGACUCCGCCUCCCAAGAAAAACAAGGUCAACGUGGCCACCCAGUGUGACCCCGAUGAAAUCAUUGUGCUAUCAGACUCUGAGUGACCUCUCACCUUUGAACUCUUGCUUUAACGCAAGAUUCUUCCUCAUCUCAAACGGAUUCUGGGAGAGGUUUCUUGAAAAUAAGCGUUUCUAAGGAGCGCUUUGUCUGCUAGCUUGUAAGAAGAGGGAAGAUGUGAUCUGCACAGCCAUUUGUGGCUUUUGAGGACGGGGAACACGAUGAUUCUGGUACCUCACUAGAUUACAUUUAAGCAAGACAACAUACGUGUUUCUGUUAUAGACUAAAAUAAAAUAAUUGCAACCUAACAUUUGAAAGGAAGCUGUUUAAUCAGGAUGGGGUUUUUUUUGUUUUUUUGGAAAAUCAUGGAGUCCCGUCUUCUGCCGUGUGCACCAGAGAAUACAGCUGUCAUUUUUUUCUAAGCGGAGAGACAUUGGCCGUCUUCUCUCCCUUUUUUAUGGUUAAAGUAAUCUGAACCACGCAGAUUUAUACUGUUCUGAACACAGAGCUAAAAAACGUUUUUCUUGUUAUAAUAUCCCGCAUUUUAAACUUUUGUUUGUGUGGUUUAGUUAAGAAACCAGUGCCUGAUAUCAUGAACUGAGCAGCCGGACACAUGGUACAAACGGGGAGUUUUGUUUUCACAGACGGUUGACUGGCGAGGACUUUAACGCACCGCCGGUUUGUUUACAUUUUUAUAUUUCAAUUGCGUUUUUUUCUCCCACUUUUGAGCAUGGGUAGAGGUGGUUUUGAACAAAAGGAAUUUUGAGAGGAUUGUUUUACUUGCAGUUUCUGGUGUGCAUUGAAUAAGUGAGCUGUGUGGUGGUUUGUACUUAAUUGUUAACGACAUGUGGACUGCAGAAGUGACAGUGGACACUGACAUAUUUUAAAUGUUUCCUCGUUGUUUUCCCUCUAAAAAUAUUUCUAUUUUCAGGUUUAUAAUAAAGUAAGUUGCUAUUUUUAUUUAUGUCCGCUGCAGGAUCACUGAAUAGUUUUCAGAUAGCUUCUGGUUUGAAUGAUGAUAAGGCUUAUACAUAAAUAUUUGAAGGAUAAAGCCGGCAAAAUUCUAUAUUGUUCUUGUCAACAAAUCCCAUGACCAAAACUACAGAUGAAUUGGUACUUUGAGUUCUUAUAAAUAAAUCUUAUGCCUCUGUUUCCCAGCAAUGAGUCCUAAAACACGGAAAUGAGUUAAUAUUUUAGCACUUCCUGGUCUUAAAGUCCAUGUGUUUUUAAUGGAUUGUUAUUUUGAUGCCUGAAAUAAGGUCUGUGGUUAACACAAGAGUAAGAGACUUUCAAAUUUUGUGUUUCUCCAUAAAGUACGCCAGUAAAUACCCCACCCAUGAAGUUGAAAAUAUAUAAAAUAAUAUAAAAAUAAGGUCUUAAUUGCUAUUAAAUUGUCUCAAAUCAAUAUUUCCGAAGUCUUCAAAAUGCAGAGACGUAAGAUUUUAUAAUUAGCAAAAUCUUAAAAUAAUAAUUUACAGAAUGCUUAUUGUGUUACCGUCACCAUAAAGUCAUGUUUUCUAUUGCAUUAAAUAUUUGGGAAAAAUUAUCCCCAUACCUAAAUAAUACAUGUGAAUAUUUGGGGUUUUUUUGUUUUCGUUUUAGUUUUGUAAAAUUGGUCUCACAUUUAAUUCUGAGUAGCAGUAAAAAAAAAAAAAAAAAAGUCUUAGAAAGCCUUAAUUCCCACUUGCCUGAAGCAUCACACCGAACACGGCUUUACAGGCGUUUGGUGGCGACGAUGAAAUCAUAUCUCUGUGGUGUAGUUAGUUUAUAGCCGAAUGCUAGAUUUUACUUCUCGUGAUUGCAUUUAGACUUUAAAAAAAAUCAUAAAAGUAGUUCAUUUGUUACGAUUAUCUUGCCGAACGCAACAUCUAAACAUUAUAAACUUAUUUUUUUUGCCACAGCUUAUUUUGUAAUAGUCAAUACCAAUUUAAAAAUCCUGUUGGUUUAUGUUUAAGAAAACCAGCAUCGCUAAUUUACAAACGAAAAAAACCCAAAAACCUUAAUCCCUGCAGUUCUCCAUUAUUGUCCACAAACUAUUAAAGAGACAUUAAUGAGCCACACUGUUGCACUGGGUCUUUCUCAUGAUAAUAAACAUGGACUAGCGUAGUUUAAUGAGUCCUUAUGCUCCUGCUGCUGGAAAUACUCACUAGAGCAUCAAAGGUGUAUUUGUUUGCAACUGAAAAUAGUCCCUAAAAAUGCACCAUUUUCUCCUCGAGUAAAGUGUGCUUAAAAACUAUUGUAUAUUUUUUUAGAAAAUUAUUGAGCUGUAGGAAAAGAAAGUAGAGAGAUGAACUAACACACUGCUGGUUUUGGCGUUUAUGUGGGAUUUGUUGACAUGAAACUUCAUCCUUUAAGUCGCUGUUACACUAAAUUUUUCCUCAUGAUUCUGAUAUAUCUCAAAGAAAUGCAGCGUAAAAAGGAUAAAUUCUACCUGCGCCUCUGCCUGGCCCCGAUAAAGACAUUUAUACAGCUGCUCCUCACAGCUAAUGCGCAAAUCAAAACCAAUCACACUAGUAUUUUUCUGUCUUUUAUUUUAGCCAAACUUCGCUCAGUUAAAUAUCCUAAACAUUUAAGUUUAAUGACAAAAUUAAAAUAAAAAUUCUGACACACCGACAAUUUACUUUCAAACAAAUAAUCAUUAUUUGUCAGUGCAGCUUUUGCAUUUUUUGUUUCCUCCUGAAUAUUCAGCUACAUUCUGAAAAAUAUGUCCCUGCCGUAUUUAGAAUUAAUUUAAAACAGUAUUUUUAUUAUGAGUUAAAAUCAGUGUUGCACUUCAGUUUGUUUUUAGUAUUAUUAUUAUUAUUAUUUUAAGCUGCACGUACUGUGUUCUUUUUUCUAACUACUGGUCUGGCUGGUCUCUUUGAACCAGAGCAUUAGUUUGUUGAUGAAAGUGUUUUGGUGAAAUUCCUCUUUUUUUUGUCCUGACUAUGAUUGCUGUUUUUUUUUUUUGUUGUUUUUUUUUUCCAGAAUCCAAUUUUUAUUAAACUUUAUCACAUAGAUUAAAAUGAUAUUAUUUUGGGAUAAACAGUCUUUCCAAAGUUAGCACAAUGCAGAUCUGGAAUGUAGUUGACGUAGCUUCGAUCUGUCGGGCCUCAUUUAUGCAGAGGGGUGAUCCAUCAUUCACUGUGAAUUUUUCCUUUUUCAGUUUUGAUAAAUAAAUGAUAUGUUUUAUAUAUA